AUGCUCUGGAAACUACGCUCCUCCGAGUCCCUCACAGUGAUGCUCGAAGACAUGUCUGAUUUGCUCAAAUUAGAGUACAAGAAUACGUUUAUGUUGCAUUAUGAGCAUUGGGGAUCUAUUCUCGCGGAGAAUCGCGCCGAUAUGAAGCGUGUUCUCGAUGCCAAAAGGGCGAGUAUCGAUCCGUUGCUUAUGCGCAACGCACAGAUCAUUGGAUGCCAGGUCGCAAAGUAUGGCACUUCGUCCAGGAGCCUUGGUGUCGUGAUCAUAUUCGACUAUGACAAAAUCAUUGCGCUCGAUUUCAAACCCGGGAGGCAUAGUACUGUGUACGAUAAUAAGGAAAAUCCGGUCAAAUUCUUAUUCUGUGAUGAGAAGGGAACUUUCUGGACCUUUCGAAAGCUGCUGUUGGCGGUUUUUAUUUAUUGUUGCCGGAAAGAGGGCAUCAUCGGGCCGAAGGGUAAGCCAAGCCAGACUUUCUCUGUCUUUCCAUGA
Desarmillaria tabescens is the source of this 489-nucleotide messenger RNA. RefSeq lists its product as uncharacterized. The coding region runs from base 1 to 489 and encodes 162 amino acids. The transcript has 2 exons. The record is from RefSeq and is a predicted model, not a curated record. Lineage: Eukaryota; Fungi; Basidiomycota; Agaricomycetes; Agaricales; Physalacriaceae.